GCCGAGUUCUGACAACUUCCGGGCGGAACUUUCGAGAAAUCUCCUCAGUGUUGCGUCAACUGCGGGUUCUGCUGUGAAGGUGAAAGACGGGCGCGUUAUUCGUGUUUAUUAAAGAGUUUCUAGUUGUUUUAGUGUGUGUUUUGGAGCGAUGUUGGUGGCACGGUUGGCGUGCCUGCGGGGUCUCCCCGCGACCGGCCUGAGGUCUGCUCUGACCCAGAGGAUCCCUGCUCUUAAACCUGCUACACCUCUGAUCAAACCUCAGCAGGGUUUCUCCAGCAGACCCAGGUUUGGACUGCGGCGCAGUAAGACAGCCAAAGAUCAGCUGCAGGAGGCGGCAUUUGAACCGGCUUCAGAGACGGCGUUUAAAAUUGAUCAGAUGGGGAGGAUUUUUCUGGCUGGCGGAGCUGCAGUUGGACUCGGAGCUCUGUGUUAUUAUGGUCUUGGCAUGUCCAAUGAGAUCGGUGCUCUGGAGAAAGCUGUAAUCUGGCCCCAGUACGUGAAGGACCGGAUCCACUCCACCUACAUGUACUUUGCAGGCAGCGUGGGCAUUACCGCUCUCUCCGCUGUGGCCGUCAGCAGGACUCCGGCUCUCCUGGGUCUCAUGAUGAAAGGAUCGUGGGUGGCUAUAGGAGCAACGUUUGCAGCGAUGAUCGGUGCCGGGAUGCUGGUCAGGACCAUCUCCUACGAACACAGUCCCAUUCCUAAACACCUGUCCUGGAUGCUGUAUGCAGGUGUAAUGGGUGCUGUCGUGGCCCCCCUCACCCUGUUGGGUGGUCCCCUGAUGAUGCGUGCAGCGUGGUACACAGCAGGUAUCGUGGGCGGUCUCUCCACUGUGGCCAUGUGCGCUCCUAGUGAGAAAUUCCUGAACAUGGGCGGGCCGCUGGCCGCCGGCCUUGGAGUCGUCUUCGUCUCCUCACUGGGCACCAUGUUUCUGCCCCCCACUUCGGCGUUCGGAGCAGGUCUGUACUCUGUGGCUGUUUACGGAGGUCUGAUCCUCUUUGGCAUGUUCCUGUUGUACGACACACAGAAGGUGAUCAAACGAGCCGAGACGUACCCGCUGUACGCCACGCAGAAAUACGACCCAAUCAACGCCUGUAUGGGAAUCUACGCAGACACACUGAACAUCUUCAUCAGAAUGGUCAUGAUUUUGGCUAACGGUGGUGGAGGAAGGAAGAAGUAAAUCAUCAUCAUUACACUUCUAAACAUCAGAGGAAGUGAGAGAUUGGACUGUGAAGUGUUCAUAAGAGGGAAAAAUCCAACCCAUUCCUGCUUUUGGGGUUUAGUUGUCAGGUCUAUCCUCCAUCAGAAGCUCACUGGACAGCGAGAGCUCCUCAAUACGCCUGAUUUAUAGAUGUAUUUAUUUUCAAAGAGCUGAAUCGUAUGUGUUUAUAGGUGAUUUGUCUCUUUGCUCAGGCUGUGUGCAGUGGAGCUUCAUUAGCACUGUGUUCAGGUAAUAGAGCUGUGCUAGAUUCUCUGUUUCAUAAUUCUCUG
Tachysurus vachellii is the source of this 1491-nucleotide messenger RNA. RefSeq names its product growth hormone-inducible transmembrane protein-like. Gene Ontology annotation, cellular component: mitochondrial inner membrane. The transcript has 9 exons. The record is from RefSeq and is a predicted model, not a curated record. Lineage: Eukaryota; Metazoa; Chordata; Actinopteri; Siluriformes; Bagridae. Bases 149 to 1180 code for a protein of 343 amino acids.